UUCAGCUGCCUGCCUGUCCUGCAGCAGCUCAGACACAUACCUCUGAGCCACAAUGGGACUGGAACAAAUUCAAGCUUGGCUGACCACUGUCUGUGGGCUCCUGCCUCUCCUCAUCCAGGUCCAGGGCCAGGACUCAUCCAGUCCAAUCAGGACCACCUACACAGGGCAGGUGCAGGGCAGCCUCAUCCACAUGAAGGGUAUUGAUGUGGGUGUACACUCCUUCCUGGGAAUUCCCUUUGCCAAGCCACCUCUUGGACCACUGCGAUUUGCACCCCCUGAGCCUCCUGAACCAUGGAAUGGUGUAAGAGAUGGGACUUCCCACCCAGCCAUCAGUUGUCUUCAGGACAUCACUGCAAUGAAUACCCAGGCUCUUAAGCUGUUGAAUCUGACCUUGUCGCCCAUCCCCAUGUCUGAGGACUGCCUGUACCUUAGCAUCUACACACCAGUUUAUGCCCAUGAGGGCUCCAACCUGCCGGUGAUGGUAUGGAUCCAUGGCGGUGCCUUGGUUAUAGGCAUGGCUUCCUUAUAUGACGGAUCCAUGUUGGCUGCCAUUGAGGAUGUUGUGGUGGUCACUAUACAGUACCGCCUAGGUGUCUUGGGCUUCUUCAGCACUGGAGACCAGCACGCCAGAGGCAACUGGGGCUACUUGGACCAAGUGGCCGCCCUACGCUGGGUCCAGCAGAAUAUUGCCCACUUUGGAGGAAACCCUAACCGGGUCACCAUUUUUGGAGAGUCAGCAGGUGGCACAAGUGUAUCUUCACAUGUGGUGUCCCCACUGUCCCAAGGACUCUUCCAUGGUGCCAUCAUGCAGAGUGGGGUGGCCUUGUUACCCAGCCUCAUCUCCAACUCCUCUGAAGAGGUCUACAAAAUGGUGGCCAACCUGUCUGGAUGUGAGCAGGGUGUGAAUUCAGAAGCCUUGGUGGGCUGUCUGCGAGGCAAGAAUGAAGAAGAGAUUCUGGCUAUUAACAAGGCCUUCAAGAUCAUCCCUGGCAUAGUAGAUGGUAUCUUCCUGCCCAGGCAUCCCAAGGAGCUGCUUGCCUCAGCCAACCUCCACCCUGUCCCCAGCAUCAUUGGUGUCAACAAUGAUGAAUAUGGCUGGAUCAUCCCCUCGAGCAUUAGCACCGCUGACUCAUGGAAGAAAAUGGACAGACAGACUGUGCAGGCUGUCUUGCAGAGAAGGUCAGAACGUAUGAGGUGGCCUCCUGUGUUUAGUGACCUGUUGAUCGAAGAGUACAUGGGGGACACUGAGGACCCUCAGAUUCUCCAAGCACAGUUCCAGGAGAUGAUGGCAGACUUCAUCUUUGUGAUCCCUGCACUGCAAGUAGCACGAUUUCAGCGUUCCUAUGCCCCUGUCUACUUCUAUGAGUUCCAACAUCGGCCCAACUUCUUCAAGGACACCAAACCACCCCAAGUGAAGGCUGACCAUGGUGAUGAGAUUCUCUUCAUCUUCAGAUCAUUUUUGGGAGGCACCCAAAUUGACCUCACUGAGGAAGAAGAGCUGCUGAGCAGGAGGAUGAUGAAAUACUGGGCCAACUUUGCACAGCAUGGGAAUCCAAACGGUGAAGGCCUGCCCCACUGGCCUGUGUUUGACCAGGAUGAGCAAUAUCUGCAGCUGGACAUCCAGAUAGCUGUGGGUGGUGCCCUGAAGGCCUGCAGGAUGCAAUUCUGGACCAAGACCCUGCCCCAGAAGAUGCAGGAGCUAAAGGGGGCUGAGGGCGGGCAUGGGGAGUUGUAGUGCCCUAUGUCAGUCAGGUCAUGGUUUGUCCUGAGUGCAGUUGUGGUUAUCCUGAGGUUUCCAAACACCCUAAGAAGAGACAGGGGGAGUACACUCAUUUACAUAAUGACUCAUCCUUCUUUAUUUGUCCAUGCACCCAAAAAUUAUGAAAACUCACCUCAUGUUCCUUGCUAUGUCUGCCAGGGAUCACUCAUAUUACACACAUCAAACAUCCAGGAAGCAAUGGAUGGCUGAGUCCCAAUAGGCAGCACCUUCCUCCAUGCCUCACUACAUAGACCCCUGCCUCUUCCUCUAUUUCUUACCUCGCCUCCACCUACUUUCUCUCCUCCCCUCUAAUUCCUGAGGCCCUCCAUUCAUAAUGAUGUCCCUUGGAAAGAAUUUCUAAUCUGGGUGGCUGAAUCCCUUUUUCAGCAGGUACCUGUAGUCUUGAAUAUUCUAAUAUGUAGAAACCAAUAAAAGAAACUGAAUCCUAGAAGA
Molecule: messenger RNA, 2212 nt
Organism: Nannospalax galili (Upper Galilee mountains blind mole rat)
Lineage: Eukaryota; Metazoa; Chordata; Mammalia; Rodentia; Spalacidae
Product: pyrethroid hydrolase Ces2e-like
Exons: 12
Coding region: 53-1735 (560 amino acids)
Cellular component (GO): intracellular membrane-bounded organelle
Molecular function (GO): carboxylic ester hydrolase activity
Source: RefSeq, a predicted model, not a curated record